Messenger RNA from Rhineura floridana, 3340 nucleotides. RefSeq names its product WD repeat domain 27 (gene WDR27). The transcript has 25 exons. Gene Ontology annotation, molecular function: protein binding. The record is from RefSeq and is a predicted model, not a curated record. Lineage: Eukaryota; Metazoa; Chordata; Lepidosauria; Squamata; Rhineuridae. The coding region runs from base 204 to 2900 and encodes 898 amino acids.
GCCCCUCGGUAGUCUUCUAGUUGAAUCCAGCACUGCCCGAUUGCUUAUGUGGAAUCUUCGUGCCAGAGCCUCGGAAUGCACAAUUUAUAUCCAAGGCUCUCCUAAGGAGCCGCCUCUCCUGUUUUCCUCACAGCAUACCAUGAGUAGCUUCACCUCAAGAAAAGGGUCUGGAAGAGGACCGCUGCUCUGCCACGUCCUCUGCGAUGUCCCCUUCAGCCCUCAACACGGGCGGCGGGGUGAGCCACCUCGGCAAUCCCUGUGUCUGUGUUGGAAUGGCUUUUAAAGAUGUUUUUAAAGCUUUUUUUAAAAAAAAGGUCUGUUCAAUGGAAAGCCCUGUGGACCUCUGUUUUACCGAAGAAGGAUGCAGUAGUAGCAUAGUUCUUGAAAAACAAGUUUUUAGAUCCAAAGUGCCAGAAUCACAUGUUCAGCUUGCUUGUAGCAUGCAUUACUGUGCUUUUCCUUUGAAUGGGAAUGAACUUUGUAUCUUGAAUACUACCGAUGAUCCUGACAACCAGCCAUUACACUUAAUAGGUCAUCAUCAUUCAAUUACUGCACUGGCAUUUGGGAGCAAAGUCAAUCCACUCCUCAUUUGCUCUGCUUCACGUGACUAUGUAAUAGUGUGGAAUCUGGAUGAAUGCAUGAAGAAGGUGCUACAAGGGUUAAUUCCACAAGGCACUGUUAUAGGAACACUUUUGGGAAUGGUGCUUUAUGUUCGAUUUAGUCCAGAUGAUGAGGCAGUAGCAGUAUGUGCUGGCCAUCGGAUAUACAUGCUAAAUGCAAAGUAUGAAGCCAUACUUGUUGAAUUGGAGGGUCACCUGGCUCCAGUGACUGCAGCUGAGUUCUGUACUUGGGAGAAAAAUAUACUUAUAUCAGUUUCUGAAGACAGAAGUUUUAAGGUGUGGGACUAUUCUACUGGACUGUUAAUAUAUCAAUCAGCAGUAAUAACAGCAUUUCCUCUUCUAAGUCUCUUCAUUGAUGAAGAAAAUAAACAGAUUAUCACUGGAUGUGCAGAUGGACAGCUUUGGAUCUUCAGCUUGAGUAGUGGGCAUCAGUAUCGCUGUGUGGUACACAUCAAUUUAAAGAAAGAAAGAGAGAAGUUUUACAACAAAAUGAGGAAAUCUGAACAAUUGGAUGAGAUUCAGAAUGCAUCUAAGAUGUAUACUUCAAAUGACUUAAGAGAAGGAGAAACAGUUGAAACUACCUUUCCAGUUCUCAGAAUUGAACACUGUGACAAAUCUAUAAAUGUAGGUGAUGAAGGACACAGUUUACCUGCUGUGAAUGCCCGAUGCUUGUGGAUAGGAAGCUCUACUGGUUUGUUUGUAAUUAACAUGGCAAAUUUUGAGUUGGAAGCUGUUUUACAUUAUAGAGAUUUCAGUGCACUCAGCAUUCAAUUUGCUGGAUCAUGUGCUUUAAUGAGGAAGGCAGUCAAUGGUAAGGUUUUCUGUUUGCUAACUUCAAUGUUUGAGAAUAUAAUUGCCUUACUGGAGGUUAAUGUUGCUGCCCUGUGGAGGUCCCAGCAGAGUGAGCUCCGUUUAAGUGGAAGGGAGAAAGGCCUUUCGGUUGUUGCCAGAUGCUCUCUUCUGCCAGCGUCUCCCUUGUGCCUGAAGGCAAAAACCAAACUUGUAAAUAAAAAAAGUAUAAAAAGCCCAAUAAAAGACCAACCAUUGGUCUUCCAUAAUAAAAUUAAGUCCUCAGGUUACACGUCAGCACCACGCAUGAACAUGUUUUGUCCAAAGACCAAUGCAAAGGAAAACAGUUCGGCAGUGAAGUGCAAGAGAAGUUCCAAAAGACGAAAUAAAGAAGAAUAUCCUCUUGCAAACUCUAAUCCAACCAAAUCUGAGAGACAGAUUAUCGUAGCUGAUAAGCCAACUUCUGUAUGCUGUAUUCAGUAUUCAGGUGAUGGAGAGUUGUUGGCUUGUGGCUUAGCUGACAAAACUUUAUUGGCAUUCAAUUCAAAUCUUAUGGGAACACCAACUGUUUAUUCAGGGCAUGAUGGUGCUCUUAACUCAGUUGGUUGGAGCCAUGACAACAACUGGCUUGUUUCAUCUUCUGAAGAUAGAACAUUAAGGAUCUGGUCAGUCAGCACUGCAGAACCUGCUUUAUGUCUGGGAAAGGAAAUGUUUCAUAAAUCCAUUCGAUCAGCACAGUUUUAUUAUAUAGAUACAUUUAUAUUGUUGUCUUGUGGAGCAGAGUUUCACUUGUUAAGCUACUACCUUGACACCAGCAAGGAUGAGAUAAAACGAUACAAAAAUAAAAGCAUUUGCAAAUCAGUACAGAAAUUCCCCAUGGCAUCUACAGUGGAAAUUACCAGCCUUUCAGCAGUAAAUGAAUUCUAUUCUUAUAUUGUACUGGCAGCUGGUAGUAACCGAGCACUAGAAGUAUUUGACCUCAAUGUGGGCUGUAGUGCAGCAGUGAUCACGGAUGUUCAUUCUCGAGCAGUUCACCAGAUUUGCCAAAAUAAGGGAUCUGCUUUUAGCAGUCAGCAAUAUGAAGCUUACAAUCUUUUCUUAACAACAGCCAUUGGUGAUGGCAUCAAGCUCUGGGAUUUGAGAACACUCAGGUGUGAGCGGCGUUACGAAGGCCAUAGUAGCCACUGUCACCCUUGCGGAAUUGCUGUUUCUCCUUGUGGACAAUUCAUUGCCUGUGGAUCUGAAGAUAAAUGUGCUUACAUAUAUGAGAUACAUUCAAGCACUUAUUCCCAUAAAUUGACAGGACACACAGAAUCUGUAAUCAAUGUUGCUUUUAAUCCUUCAUCUCCUCAGGUAUUGGAUGCUGCAAUAAAAUCAGGUGUUUCCAAGUGUGAUCCACAAGCCCCUCUUCAUUACUAUGCACCCAGUGACUGUAUACAGCUAAGAUCAGAAAUAACACUGAACCCAAUCGCCGUGCAACAGCUGAUAUGACUGGUUAGAGUAGUCCCAACAGCUUCUGGACCUGUGCUAAUUUGUAGAAGGAACAGUGUGUCACAGAUUUGCAAUUCCUGGCCAAGCUUAUGCAAGAAAUGAGCUUCCAUUUCCUGGCCAAGGGCUUGCACAACUGCUCUGACCAAUAGCAUUAGCCUUUACUAAUAUUGCAUAAUAGAGUGGCAUGUGGAAUCCCACAUAAUCCUGAGGCUAGCCACAGCUUGGCUGCCUAAACUGACCUGAUGGUGGGAAUGAGAAGAGCCACAUCAGCACAAGCUGGUUGCAUCACAACCAACCAUUUACCACCAUUCCUCCAACUUGCUGUUCGGCCCAUGGUCAAUAUUCCCAUUGUGCCUUACAUUUUGCUUUUCAUUAUCCUUAUGAGACAAAGAAAAAUACUUUUUGAUUAUUGUACUUGCUAAUAUACUACACACACAUAC